Messenger RNA from Callorhinchus milii (elephant shark), 544 nucleotides. Its product is annotated as homeobox protein goosecoid-2. Bases 133 to 489 code for a protein of 118 amino acids. The record is from RefSeq and is a predicted model, not a curated record. Gene Ontology annotation, cellular component: nucleus. Gene Ontology annotation, biological process: regulation of transcription by RNA polymerase II. NCBI's taxonomy places the organism in Eukaryota, Metazoa, Chordata, Chondrichthyes, Chimaeriformes, Callorhinchidae. Gene Ontology annotation, molecular function: RNA polymerase II cis-regulatory region sequence-specific DNA binding; DNA-binding transcription factor activity, RNA polymerase II-specific. The transcript has 3 exons.
CUGAAGGUGCAUCCUGUGUUUUCCUGUUUUUUUGGUAAAUUAUUCAAUGCAGAAGAUCCAAAGGAACAAAAGAUGUACAACAUAUUAGCAAAUUGAAGAGGGAAUUCGAUAACUACAUGGUGAAAAAGAUUGAUGCAAGAGUUGACAAUCCUGGGGGUCCCAGUGAGUGACUCUCACUGGCCCCGAGCGCUGGGGCCCCCUCUUUGCCAGGAUGAGGAGGCAGAAGGCAGGACAGAGCUCGAGCUCCAUGUUCUCCAUCAGAUCCAGAGGAGGAGCCGUCGACACCGCACCAUCUUCACCGAGGAGCAGCUGGAGGCUCUGGAAGCCAUGUUCAAGCGGAACCAGUACCCGGAUGUGGUAACUCGGGAACAGCUGGCAAUCCAGGUGCAUCUGCGGGAGGAGCGGGUGGAGGUCUGGUUCAAAAAUCGAAGAGCAAAGUGGAGACGACAGAAUCGAACCUCAUCUGAAUCAGAAGCAGCAACGAACUAAGUUGCAGAAGUGGAGCUUUGCCUAAUGUUCCUCAGCUCCCAACCUUAUCUGUAAA